This is a messenger RNA of Sphenostylis stenocarpa, 1005 nucleotides long. The record is from the annotation of a GenBank genome assembly. NCBI's taxonomy places the organism in Eukaryota, Viridiplantae, Streptophyta, Magnoliopsida, Fabales, Fabaceae.
AUGGCUCCCAAAUGUUUCAUCCUUUUGGCUGUCUUAUCUUUUUCAGCACUUUCAUUGAGUCCUUCUCUUGCAGAGGAAGGGCAAGAUAAUGGCCUUGUUAUGAAUUUCUACAAGGAAACAUGCCCUCAGGCUGAAGACAUCAUCAGAGAACAAGUCAAGCUUCUCUACAAGCGCCACAAGAACACUGCUUUCUCCUGGCUCAGAAACAUCUUCCAUGACUGUGCUGUUCAGAGUUGUGAUGCUUCACUGUUGCUGGACUCCACAAGAAGGACCUUGUCUGAGAAGGAGACAGACAGAAGCUUUGGUUUGAGAAAUUUCAGGUACAUUGAGACCAUCAAAGAAGCUGUGGAAAGGGAGUGCCCAGGAGUUGUUUCUUGUGCUGAUAUCCUCGUUCUCUCUGCUAGAGAUGGCAUUGUUUCGCUAGGAGGCCCCCAUAUCCCUCUUAAAACUGGAAGAAGGGAUGGUAGAAGGAGCAGAGCAGAUGUGGUUGAACAGUUCCUCCCAGACCACAACGAGUCCAUUUCUGCAGUUCUUGAGAAGUUUGGUGCCAUGGGAAUUAACACACCCGGGGUGGUUGCAUUGCUUGGAGCACACAGUGUUGGUCGAACCCAUUGUGUGAAGCUGGUGCACCGUUUGUACCCAGAGGUUGAUUCAGCACUGAACCCUGACCAUGUCCCUCACAUGCUGAAGAAGUGCCCAGAUGCCAUUCCAGACCCGAAGGCCGUGCAGUACGUGAGAAACGACCGUGGCACCCCCAUGAUUCUAGACAACAACUACUAUAGGAACAUAUUGGAUAACAAGGGCUUGUUGAUAGUGGAUCACCAACUAGCCAAUGACAAGAGGACCAAGCCUUAUGUGAAGAAAAUGGCCAAGAGCCAAGACUAUUUCUUCAAGGAGUUUUCUAGAGCCAUUACCUUGCUCUCUGAAAACAAUCCUCUCACUGGCACAAAGGGUGAGAUCAGAAAGCAGUGCAAUAUUGCCAACAAGCACCAUGAAGAGCCUUGA